Camelina sativa (false flax) is the source of this 691-nucleotide messenger RNA. The record is from RefSeq and is a predicted model, not a curated record. NCBI's taxonomy places the organism in Eukaryota, Viridiplantae, Streptophyta, Magnoliopsida, Brassicales, Brassicaceae.
GUAUUAUAAAUUUUGCAUCGUAAUUGUGAUUCAAACAAAGUGUGGUCUAUCUAUAUAUAUUAUUCAAAUCGAUUUGAACAUGUGUUGGAUCUCAAUGAGCCAGUCAAGGUUCAUAAUAAAGUCUUUAUUAAGCAGCGUAGGAGGAGGUUUCUUACUUGGAUCUGCUCUCUCAACUCCUCCGUCUUUCGCCACCGCGUCUUCUUCUCCUUCCCACUCCGCCGAAAUGGGAACUCACAAAACCAAGGUUUGCAUCGUCGGAAGUGGUCCAGCAGCACACACGGCGGCGAUCUAUGCAGCUAGGGCUGAGCUUAAGCCUCUUCUCUUCGAAGGAUGGAUGGCUAACGACAUCGCUCCCGGAGGUCAGUUAACUACAACCACCGACGUCGAGAACUUCCCUGGGUUCCCUGAAGGUAUCCUCGGUGCCGAGAUCGUCGAGAAAUUCAGGAAGCAAUCGGAGAGGUUCGGUACUGAGAUCUUCACUGAGACGGUUAACAAAGUUGAUUUCUCGUCGAAGCCGUUUAAGGUAAUCACCGAUUCGAGAACUGUUCUCGCUGACUCUGUGAUCGUUUCGACUGGAGCUGUAGCGAAACGUCUUAGCUUCACUGGAUCUGGUGAAGGCGAUGGUGGUUUUUGGAACCGUGGUAUCUCCGCUUGUGCUGUUUGCGACGGAGCUGCUCCGAUUUUUAGGAAU